This is a messenger RNA of Mytilus trossulus (common blue mussel), 1777 nucleotides long. Its product is annotated as tyrosinase-like protein 2. The record is from RefSeq and is a predicted model, not a curated record. The transcript has 4 exons. Gene Ontology annotation, molecular function: oxidoreductase activity. The coding region runs from base 93 to 1775 and encodes 560 amino acids. NCBI's taxonomy places the organism in Eukaryota, Metazoa, Mollusca, Bivalvia, Mytilida, Mytilidae.
UGUCGUUGCACGUUCACAACAUGCAAAAUGAAUAAGAAGCCAUUCAUAGAUUUAAAUAAGUUCUAAUAAUCUGAGACGUUUUAGGGACAACAAUGGAGUAUGCACAGUUAGUAUUGGUAGUUUUAUUCAAUUCUGGAUUUUUAAUUGUUUCUGAGGUCAUAACUUCCCAGUAUCCAGGUAUUAUAUUGGAAUGCAGAGAUCAAGAUGCUGAAAAAGAAUAUAGGUGCAUACUGUCAAAGUUCGACAACCCAGAUUGGAUACCUAACACCGGCCCUGACAUGCAACUGAGACUCCGACAAGACUUCUUUUGGCAUCCAACGAAACGGAUUCGACGCGAGUGCAGACAGUUGACGAGAGAAGAAUUCCAGGAAAUGGUUGACGCUAUCAACGCUUUAAAGAAUGAUAAAUCUAUGUCUCCUAGUGUUUAUGACUUUUUUGCUGAUUACCAUACAAACGAAGCAGUGAAGUCUAUUCAUUUUGGUUCCAAUUUUUUUGGCUGGCAUAAAAUGUAUAUUUUAAAAUUUGAAGAGCUUCUCCGAAGAGUUAACCCUAAUGUAACAUUAUGUUACUGGGAUUCAAGGUUAGACCACCAUAUGCAUGACCCUACGAAAUCUGUCAUGUUUACAUCAGAGUUCUUUGGGAAUGGCAAAGGUCCAAUAAAAGAAGGACCAUUUGCAGGAUGGAAGACAAUAAGAAAUAUUCCGUUGGUUCGAGAUCUUGGUAAAACUGGGAAUCCAAUUUCUUAUGAAUUUAUAGAUCGUAUGUUAGCGAAAAAACAUCAUGUUCAAAUUACCACUCCUACGGCUGAUCCCGAAACCAAUGUUGAAAGUAUGCAUAAUAUGGUCCAUGCCUUCAUUGGUGGUCAAAUGAACAAUUUCAAUACAAGUUCUCAAGAUCCAUUCUUCUGGAUUCAUCAUGCUUUUAUCGAUGCAGUUUGGGAAAAAUUUUGUUCGCAGUUACGUCAUCGUAAUAUCGAUCCACAAGAUGAUUACACCAUUAUCGAAAAUAAAUUUCACCAACCCGAUAGAUAUAUGGAUCGACUGUUUCCAAUGAGGAAUGUCGAUGGGUAUAGCGAUUAUUUUCAUAAUCAUAUCUAUAGGUAUGACGAUUUUGCAAAAUGUCCUUCAUGUCUGAACUCUCCAUUUCUGAAAUGUGAUUAUUCUUCAGACAAAUGUGUAAGCGUUGAGGCAAACGAACCACGAAGACGUGUUCUCGAACCACCAAGGAAAAUAACCACCAACCAUUUAUCUACACCUCAAAAUGGAUUGACCGUUCUUUCGGGUGAUGACAAUGGUUGGGUUUAUGUUCCAAUUAAAAUAAUUGUUCGAAAUGCAGUACACAAAUCUAUUAGGAAAAACGUAAUAGGUGGUUGUGAAUAUUUAGGACCCGGAUAUGAUGAUUUAUGUUCAAAGUCUGUAGCAAUAGCUCAAUCGAAUGGAAUUACAUACCACGGAACAUAUAGAAGCUAUAUUGCUAAUGAUGCUUCUAUUCCACAGUGGGUUUAUGCCUUCGUUGGAGUUAAAAAUCCUGGCUCAGGGAUGAGUCAGGCAUUCAUUAGUGUUACAGACAAAUAUCAUAAGCCAUGCGAGCCUUUUUGUUUGGAUAUAAAAGCAGGAAAAUAUCGUUCCUGUCCGGGUGUUAUAUCGUUAACAAAUACGGAACCAGAAAUGUUCUCGAGAACCCUAAUGGAAGCAGACGGUAGCGGAUUUACAUAUAAUCCAUUGGAAUUGGAUACUCUGAAUCCACGUAUUAAACUGUCGUUUUUGUGUUAUUAAAG